GACGUUUAAUACGAGAUGAGCUCGAAGUUGUUUGCAUAAUGUAUACAUUAUAGUUUAUUAUUUAAUUAAUAAUUAGUGUAUAGUAGUAUAGUAUAUAACUUAAACUAAGUUUUUAUUUAAUAAAAUAUUUAUAACUACACCGAAUUAACUUUAUUAGGACAAAAUGUUGAGUACGAAUUUCUUAUAUGAGAAAAGACCUUUAAAGAAACAGCGAAUCGGUCCCCCUGAUGUAUAUCCACAAGAACCAAAACAAAAAGAGGAUGAAUUGACUAGUAUGAAUGUAAAGCAUGGAUUUCCUACGAUGACUCAUUUGAGCGAUGAAUUUGGAACAGCUAGAAAUUGUAAUGUCACUGCUAGCAAGGUUGGAGCUUACUUCAAUGCAAUUAUUUUACGAAAAGAGGAAUUAUCAAUGUUACCAGAUUCUGGUAAAAAAAGACAACAAAUAAAUCCAAAAGAUAAUUUUUGGCCAGUAACAAAUCGUACAAAAAACCACAUAGAAGCUUGGUUUAAAGAUUUAUCAGGGAAUAAACCUUUGAUGAAUUUAUCUAAGAGAGCACCCAAUUUCAAUAAAAAGGAAGAAAUAUUUGUGAUGUUGACUGAGUAUCAAGUUCCAAUGCUUAGAGCUGCUUGGUUUAUCAAACUUAGUUCAGCUUAUACUGUUGCUGUUUCAGAGGCUAAAAUUAAAAAAAGACAAAUGCCCGAUCCAACUACUGAAUGGACAGGUACUACUUUAAAGUUCCUUAAAGAUCAACUACCAAAGCUACAAGAGCUUUAUUCUCAAACUGAAAAACCAGUCAGCUCUAUGUUGAAUACAGUUCAUACAAAUGAGACUGAACAAAAGCUUGCAAUGAGACACUGGAAUUACUGUACAAGGUUACUAAAAUAUAUGUAUGAGGAAGGUAUAUUUGAAUAUAUAUUUCUUAAUAUCAUUGCAUUGUAUCUUGAACAUUUUAUGACUGGAAAUUCUAUGCAUAAUAAUGUACCUUUUAUGUUUUUGUUAGGACUUAUGGACCGACAAGAAGUUUUAAACUGGAUAAUAGAACUUCUAGAAAAACAAAAAUCACAAACACCUGGAGACGAUGGCAUAUUAAGGAUAUUUCUACCUCUUACUCUUCAAUAUUUGGAUGAAUUCGUUCAAUCUGAGCUUUUGUCAAGACGUCUAGCACAUUUUUGUGCCAAAAAAUUAGGAAGUAUGUUGACCAAUGUUGCUGAAACUAACAUUAUGACAUCACCAAUUAGUGAAAGUAAGACUGAACAAAAAGAAACUGAAAAGGAUAAGAAGGAAACUGCAACUACCAAUCCACUUCAAAGUACAAUUGCUGAAUAUCAAAAUUGUCCUCAUCAUCGUGAUAUUGUUUUGCAGCUGAGUACUAUAAUUCAAACAAUAGUAUUGGAAUGUCCAACUGCACUUGUAUGGUGUAGUACUGGUGUUGGAACUAUUUGGCAUGGUUCUCCUUUAGACAGUUUACCAGUUUCACCUUCGUUACUACCAGUACCUCCUCGUUGUGAUAUGGAUACAUUUAAAAAGCAAAUUAUAUAUGCGGAGAGCUGCAUUAGAGAAAGAAGCAAAAAAGCAGAAGGCAGAUGGUGUACAGAAAAAUGGCAAGUGUCACCAGCAGGUAUAGUGACAACAAAAGUACUGGCAGCUCUAGACGCAUUAGAUAGACAUCGUUUUGAUAAAAUGGAUUCCACAAAUUCAUUAGAUACAUUAUAUGCAAAGAUAUUCAGUGGAUCCAAUGAUCAAGAAAAUGCUGUUGUCAAAUUAUUAUGUGAAUGGGCAGUAUCUCCAGAGAGAACAGGAGAGCACAGAGCCCUAGCAGUCGCUGCUCUACUUGAUAGAAGACAGUCUGAUAUGAAUAGUUCUGCAGAUCAGGAAACAACACCUGGUGAUGAUAAAGAUUCAAGUAGUAGUGUUCCAGGUGGGCCUCCAAUGUUUCAAUCACUACUAAUGAAAUUUUUGGAUAAUGAUGCACCUGUACCAUCCCCUGAUGACUGUUCAAUGAAAAAGACUGCAUUUUCAAAUUUGGUUCAUCUUUUUACUGAACUUAUUCGUCGAGAUGUAUUUUCUCACGAUGCCUAUAUGUGCACCUUAAUAUCAAGAGGAGACUUACUAGGACCUGACGAAAAUUCAGAUAGCAACUUACAUCACCACCACACAAAAAUGGAGCCAAUGGACUGUGAUGACAAUAUUGAUCAUGAUAUUGACAAAAUCCUUCAAAACAUCAAAGAAGACCAGCAGAAUUCUAUGGACUUUCCAGAUAGUCCCAAAGAACACGACCAUGGCCACCAUUCACAUGUUCCAUCUUCAAUGGGACAUGUUCCUAUGGAAACUGAUCACAAUGAUCAUAAAGUAAAACCAUCGAGGCAUUUACUAUACACAACUCAUUUUCCUUUAAGCCAGGAUGAUCCUUUUUCUCAGCAUGAUUCUAAUCAACGUCAUGUAUUACUGUAUGGUGUUGGAAAAAUUAGAGAUGAAGCUAGACACACUGUAAAAAAGAUGUCCAAGGAAAUUUGUAAACUGUUUUCAAAAAAAUUCAGUGUUGACGUCGUAGAAGGUGGCAAAGUGAAGAAACAACGCAAUGAAUUCAAUUUUGAGGCUACAACACAAAAAUGUCAAAGUCUCAGCUAUUUUGAUCAACAUUUGGUUACUUGGCAAUGUAGUGUUACUGUCAUAGAGAUGUUAAAUUCAUUUGGAACUGGAAACUCCAAUUAUUUACCCGUACAGGAACAUGUAGCAUUUCUAUUUGAUCUCAUGGAAUUAGCCUUGAAUAUUUAUGGGUUGAUUGAAGUUUGUAUACAGAUUUUGAAAGAGUUACCUGAUGUCGAGACCCAGUUGUAUAAUAAAAAUUUAACAUUAAGUAGAAAUUAUACAACUUCUUUAAGUUUGUAUGUUGUAGGAGUACUAAGAAGGUAUCAUUGUUGUUUAUUAUUAUCACCAGAACAAACUUCGGCUGUUUUUGAAGGUUUAUGUAAAGUUGUCAAACAUGUAUCGAACCCAGGGGAUUGCAGUUCGGCAGAAAGAUGUAUCCUGGCUCAUUUGUACGAUUUAUAUUCUUCCUGCAGUUUAUUAAAAUCAAAACCACACGCAGUCGAGCCAUUCGGUAACGCCUAUCCAAAAAUUAAACAGGCCUUAUAUACUUCUCCUCAGCCGACACCUACCAAUAUUUAUGUCUACAACGCCCAGUAUAUGCAAGAAUUAUUUAUUAAUCCUAGAAGAGCUGGACGAAUUGACAGUGUUUUGGCAAAACAGUUGAAUGAAAAUGGUAACAAUAGAUAUUCAUUUGUUAGUAAUGCUGUGAUUCAAGUAUGUAGAGAGAUGGAAAAUGAAAGGCUAAAUGAUCUAGCAAUAUUGUGUGCCGAAAUGACUGCAUGUUGUAAUUCCCUAGCAUCUGAAUGGUUGGGCGUCAUUCUUACCCUUUGUUGCCCUUUAUCACAUCCUGGAUAUUACACGGAAGUGCUUAGCCAAUUAGAUAUACAGGAUGUAAGCGUUCACAAUGCUUUAGCAGUUUUUACAUGUAUUUUAAUAGCAAGACAUUGUUUUUCUCUUGAAGAUUUCGUAAGAAGGGUAGCUUUGCCUAGUUUAUUGAAGGUGAAAUCGUUGGACAAUGGCGAAGGUAGAGCUGAAGGAGGCAUGCGUUUAACUUGCCAUUUGUUACUACGAUUAUUUAGAACAGCCGAAGGCCCUCAACCGGGACUUUAUUCUGUCGGAUCUCCACCACUUACUACACCACGACCACCGUUGGGAGUUAGACUCAGUUGUGAUCGUCAUCUUUUAGCUGCUGCACAUAGGAAUAUACACGUUGGUCCUGUAUUGGCUGUAUUGAAAGCAGUGUUAAUAGUUGGAGAUGCAACUGCGAAGGAGGGAACUGAACUGAGUUUGAGCAAUAUUUUAGGAACAAGUGAUCUCCAUAGUGGUGUUGAUGGUCCGAAUUUGGAUUUACCGAUGAACGUGGAUGUGUGCGGAUCGAGGACGACACAUAGACAAUCCAGUACUGGUAACGCAGAAAGUACAGCAUCACUUUCGGCAUUCGCUUGUCAUGUUUUAAGAGAAAUCUGCUCCCAACAAUGGGUACUAGAACGUUGUCUUUCAUCCGAUGUAUUAUGCCAUGUGGAUAAUUUAUUAGACCCAUUAUUGUCGCAUUCUCAAGCUCAAAGACUAUUGCAUAUGAUAUGCUAUCCGGAUGCUGGUUCCAGUAUUGAUUCUUUGGAUCAGAAAUCAAUGAUAACUCGAAUACUAGAGAAUCUAGAACAGUGGACGUUACGGAUGUCAAUCCUCGAUCUCCAAUUAAUGUUCGAACAAUUUAGCGCCAAUUCUCCAGAACUCUCUCAAUGGUUAGACACUGUCGCCAAAGCGGCUAUUGAUGUUUUUCAAUUGAAUACUCCAUACGACAUACCCGCCGAAGAAAAGAAGAACGAUAAGAAACAACAGGUUUCGAUCUGGCUAGUAGCGCCUUUAAUUUCUAAACUACCAGCUGCAGUUCAAGGACGUGUAUUAAAAAUAGCUGGACAAGUUUUAGAGAGUGGUGGUUGGUGCAAAGAGCAAAAAAACAAGCUUAAAACUUGUGGCGGGGAAAGUCAGAGUUUACUGACGCAUCAACCGUUUUUACAGUUGGUUUUGACAUGUCUAAAAGGACAAGAAGAAGGGCUACGAGAAGGUUUACUAUCAUCCUUGCAUCAACAACUGUCGCAGCUCAUACAGCAAGCGAAAGAAGGAAAUCUUCAGGAUGUUACAGGUACUGAAAGAACUUUAGAUGGUCUUCAGUUACGUUUUGCUCUGGUAGGAGGAGUAUUUGAAGCAUUCCAAAGAAAUCCUUCUGCUACGACGGAUUGGGCACUAUUGCUCGUGCAAUUGGUAACUCACGGACUAAUUGAUCUCCACACUCAUAGUGAUUUGUUUACUAUAGUUAUUGAUAUGUUAGCAACUUUAGUUCAUUCCGCAAAAGCAACUGACAGCCAGGAUGAUAGUAGAAAAAUGUAUCCUAAUUUAUUGAAAAAACUAAAGAAAGAGGUUGGGGAGAAACAAAAUGCUUCACUGCAACACAUUCGACAAUUGCUUCCCUUACCAAGGAUACAAACAGAAGUCAUCGCUGUGGAACCAGCGGGGUCAAGUAAAGGUAAUAAGAUGACCUUUGACAGCGUUGAUAAGAAACACGAUUUACAGGUAACGGAUAAACAACGUGUAAGCAAUUGGGAUAUACUAGAAGGUAUGAAAAAUCCGGCACCGUUAUCUUGGGCUUGGUUUGGAGCUGUGAGACUAGAAAGAAAAUCUCUAGCGUGUGAAGAUACUUUCAGAUUACUAAAAUUCCAUACACAUAACUUGCAAAAACCUGCUUCACAUUAUUUAGAUCCCCCUCCACUACCUCCGGAAGAUCUAGAACCAAUACCAGAUAAACCGGCCGAUACACCUACCUCAGUUGAUCAAAGUCCAGCAGGAGCUAUAGGAAAAGGUCGUGGUAAAGGUCAAAGAAAGCCUCGCAAACCCAAAGUUCCAGGACCAGUGCAUGUAAAUCCUAUGACUUUAGGACAGUCUCCAAUAGGACAAGGACAGCCUGGUAUGCCAAUGCAAGUUCAAAACAGUAAUUCCCAACUUGGACACAAUAUGGGUGGAUACGGGCAAGCACCGGGUAUGCAGACGCAAGGUCAACAAUAUGUAGGAAAUACCGGACAACAAAAUUGGUUUGGACAAAAUCCACAACAAGGAUAUGGAUAUCCACCAAUGCCAGUCAAUAGAUUCGAGCGACCGCCGCAACCAAUUAAUAAUCAAUCGAAGCAAGCUUUAUCUAAUAUGCUUCGAUCUAGACAUCCAAUUAAUACCUACAUUCCCGGUAUGCAAAAUAAUCCUGCAGCGCCGCAACAACCUGGAAAUUACAGCCAAAUGCAAAGAGGUUUCCCUAGACAACCGAUGCGACAGCCUCAUCCCGGUUCAAUGCAACCAAACCAGAGCAUGUUUCCACAACAAUAUAGCAAUAUGCAAAGUAGUAUGGGGCAACAAUACGGUAAUUAUGGUGCAAAUCCACAGGCUAUGAUGCAAAGUAAUAUGCCGGGAAAUCAACAAAUUAUGCAGGGGGCACAAAGUGGUAUGUUUGCAGGACAGCAGCAAGGUUUUGGACAGCCCAGGCCAGCUCAACCGGACUAUCGCCAAAUGGGACAGAAUCCACGUGCUCCUUAUAUGCAGCAGGCUCCUAACGUAACUAUGAACACCAACAUGGGUUCGAUGAGUGGAAUGGCAAAUCAAGGAGUUGCAGCCCCGCCAUAUUCGAGAACGGGAGCUCAAGGAAUGCAAACGAAUGUUCAAAAUCAAAGUCAGUUUCAACAACAAAGAAUGAGAUUAAUGGCGAUGCAGCAACAGCAGCAGCAGCAGCAGCAACAACAGCAAGGUGGACCUCAGGGAAAUCAACCAUCUCCAGCUUUAGUAGCUCAUUUACAAAGACAACAACAAAUGAAUCAAAAUCCUUAUCAUCAACCGCCUCCUUAUAAUAUGCAGUAAACAAGUGUCUAAUUGAUAUGUUUUCAUAUCAUACUGGCAGUACUGGAGAUGUAAUAUUAAUCAAUUUGAUUAAAGGAUCAGCAUGUUGAAAGUAAUUUAUUAUAAUUACUAUAAAUGUGCACAUUUCCAUGUAUUCCAUAUAUUGGUGUUCUGGUUUCAUCAGUAUUAAAAUUUUUUGUACUUUAUAAUUUUAUGUAUUACAUGUCACAUUUCAUUGCUGCUCAUAAUUAGUGAAAUGAAAUAAUUUUAGUGACUUAAUUGGGUUAUUUUUAUUUUAUAAAAUAUGAUCAUUAUGUGCGAAUUAUAGUUUCCAGUGAUAACUGCUCGCCAAAAGCAUUUUUAAUCGUUUAUGUGUAUAUUAUAAAUCAUUUGACUAUGGAACUGAGCCUGUUGCACUUAAAUGUUCUUAUCGAAAAUUCUUACAAGUUUUUGUUUACUUUCACUUCUAACCUAUAUGUGAGAUUAAAAGGUUAAAAAUUAACCAAGUAGUUAAAACUGAACAAUAAGAAAACUCACCGAUAUAGUUAUAAAUAUAUUAGUAACCAAAUGGUUACAAAUAACCGAAAAGUUACAGAAUAGACCCUCGCAAUUUUGCAUCCACUUUUAAUCCUUAUAAUAUAAUAUACUAUUUUUUCAAGAACACUUGAGGAAAUUAGGAGUUAGUUGACCCAAAAAGUAAAUAUUGUUACAAUUUUAUCCUCACUGAUCACUAAAUGAUCAUUAGGAUUAUUAAUAUAUGUAUACAUAGUUGUAAUUAUUUCUGGCUCAGUACUCAUUAAAAAACAGAAUUAAAGACACUCCCAUUUUCAAAAAUUUCGUGGAUUGAAGAUAGUUUUUCUCGGUUGUUAAAUUUUCUUAUAAAACAUUUAGUGUCACAAUUUAGCCAGCCGCAGAUGAUUUAUUACAUGCACGUGAAGAAAUAACUAUAUAAAUACUAGUUUAUGGCUAUCAUUUAUCACUAAUAGCCCUCUUGUAUCAAUUUUCAGAAUGGUCAAUCAAUUACUUUGCGUGUUAAUACCCAGAUUAAAUACUACACAUGUCUCAGUAAGACGGAGGAACGAAAUUAUGAGAAAGAUGCAAAAGGUUUGAAGGAACGAUAGGCGCACUCGAUUAAAAACAGCUGUGAAAUUUAAUUUCACGGCCUGAUAGUGAGGUAACGCUGAACAUAACAGAUUUAAAUGUCUCGAGGUCGCAGCGGCGUUUUGAGAGAAAUCAAAGCAGUGUUAUAUUUGCAGUAUUUAAUCUGGAGUUAGGGUUUCAUGUGAAAAGAUACAUUUGAAUUCUACUCGUGACACGCAAAUAUUGAUAUUACAUUAUUUAAUAUGUAUAGUUUAUAUCUAAGAAAAAGUACAGUGCGAAAAGAAAAUUGUGAUCUUUUUGUUCAGAACAUUUGUUUUGAUGCGAUGUAUAUUUUAUUUGUAUAAUAAACUUUUUGAAAUUA
This is a messenger RNA of Diorhabda sublineata, 7928 nucleotides long. RefSeq names its product mediator of RNA polymerase II transcription subunit 12 (gene kto). The transcript is spliced from 24 exons. Gene Ontology annotation, molecular function: transcription coactivator activity. NCBI's taxonomy places the organism in Eukaryota, Metazoa, Arthropoda, Insecta, Coleoptera, Chrysomelidae. Gene Ontology annotation, cellular component: mediator complex. The record is from RefSeq and is a predicted model, not a curated record. Gene Ontology annotation, biological process: regulation of transcription by RNA polymerase II. Bases 164 to 6487 code for a protein of 2107 amino acids.